This is a messenger RNA of Otolemur garnettii (small-eared galago), 955 nucleotides long. It is a transcript of the gene PRDX1, whose product is annotated as peroxiredoxin 1. Gene Ontology annotation, biological process: removal of superoxide radicals; leukocyte activation; cell redox homeostasis. Lineage: Eukaryota; Metazoa; Chordata; Mammalia; Primates; Galagidae. Gene Ontology annotation, cellular component: cytosol. The coding region runs from base 68 to 667 and encodes 199 amino acids. The record is from RefSeq and is a predicted model, not a curated record. Gene Ontology annotation, molecular function: thioredoxin peroxidase activity. The transcript has 6 exons.
UUCUUCCUGGCUGCUGUGGGCGUUUUUGGUCGUCGACGACUUUUUUGUCGGAACUGUUGAUAGCAAAAUGUCUUCAGGAAAUGCCAAAAUUGGGCACCCUGCCCCCAACUUCAAAGCCACAGCUGUUAUGCCAGAUGGUCAGUUCAAAGAUAUCAGCCUAUCUGAUUAUAGAGGAAAAUAUGUUGUGUUCUUCUUUUACCCUCUUGACUUCACCUUUGUUUGCCCCACGGAGAUCAUUGCUUUCAGUGAUAGGGCAGAAGAAUUUAAGAAACUUAACUGCCAAGUGAUUGGUGCUUCUGUGGAUUCUCACUUCUGUCACCUGGCGUGGAUCAACACACCUAAGAAACAGGGAGGACUGGGACCCAUGAACAUUCCUUUGGUGUCAGACCCCAAGCGCACCAUUGCUCAGGAUUAUGGUGUCUUAAAGGCUGAUGAAGGCAUCUCAUUCAGGGGCCUCUUUAUUAUUGAUGAUAAGGGUACCCUUCGGCAGAUCACUGUGAAUGACCUCCCUGUUGGUCGCUCUGUGGAUGAGACUCUGAGACUGGUUCAGGCCUUCCAGUUCACUGACAAACACGGGGAAGUGUGCCCAGCUGGCUGGAAGCCUGGCAGUGAUACCAUCAAGCCUGAUGUCCAGAAGAGCAAAGAAUAUUUCUCCAAGCAGAAAUGAGCACUGGGAUAUUUUAGUGCUGGGCUGCAGUGGCAGCCAUGAGAACAAAACCUCUUUUGUACUUUUUUUUUCCAUGGGUAAAACACAAGACUUUAGGUUCAGACAAGAAGUGGUGUAUUAUAAGACAGGCCUUUCUUAUGGGGGUUUGAGAUGCCAGAUUUUGUUCCCUUGGUGGGAAUGGCUUGAGUUGUGUUGUGGGACAGGCCAUCUGAUCUGUAUAGUCUAUCUGUUAGUAGAGGGCAUCAGCCCAUGGAUCCUUUGUAGUUUCUAUUAAACUUUAAUUGAGAC